Molecule: messenger RNA, 1476 nt
Organism: Odobenus rosmarus divergens (Pacific walrus)
Lineage: Eukaryota; Metazoa; Chordata; Mammalia; Carnivora; Odobenidae
Gene: NEU4
Product: sialidase 4
Exons: 3
Coding region: 1-1476 (491 amino acids)
Biological process (GO): ganglioside catabolic process; oligosaccharide catabolic process
Cellular component (GO): cytoplasm; lysosome; membrane
Molecular function (GO): exo-alpha-sialidase activity
Source: RefSeq, a predicted model, not a curated record
AUGGAGGCCCCGCGUGUCCCCGAGCGGACCGUGCUCUUCCAGCGCGAGAGGAGCGGCCUGACCUACCGCGUACCCGCGCUGCUGCCCGUGCCCCCCGCGCCCACCCUGCUGGCCUUCGCGGAGCAGCGGCUCAGCCCCGACGAUGCCCACGCCCACCGCCUGGUGCAGAGGAGCGGCACGCUGGCCGGGGGCUCCGUGCGGUGGGGCGCCGCGCACGUGCUGGGGACCGCGGCCUUGGAGGAGCACCGGUCCAUGAACCCCUGCCCGGUGCACGACGCCCGCACGGCUACCAUCUUUCUCUUCUUCAUCGCGGUGCGGGGCCGCACACCCGAGGCCACGCAGAUCGCCACGGGCAGGAACGCCGCGCGCCUCUGCUGCGUGACCAGCCGAGACGCGGGGCGCAGCUGGGACGCCGCCAGGGACCUCACUGAGGAGGCGGUGGGCAGCGCCGAGCAGGACUGGGCCACGUUCGCUGUUGGCCCGGGCCAUGGCAUCCAGCUGCGCUCAGGCCGUCUGCUGGUGCCAGCCUACGCGUACCGCGUGGACCGGCGGGAGUGCUUCGGCAAGAUCUGCAGGACCAGCCCCCAUGCCUUCACCUUCUACAGCGACGACCAUGGUCGCACCUGGCACCGUGGAGGCCUUGUGCCCAACCUGCGCUCGGGCGAGUGCCAGCUGGCUGCGGUGGAUGGCCAGCAGGCUGGCAGCAUCCUCUACUGCAAUGCCCGGAGCCCCCUGGGCCGCCGCGUGCAGGCGCUUAGCGCAGAUGAGGGCGCCUCCUUCCUGCCUGGGGAGCUCGUGCCGGCGCUGGCUGAGACGGCCCGGGGCUGCCAGGGCAGCAUCCUGGGCUUCCCUGCCCCACUCUCCGGCAGGCCCAGGGGUGAGGGAUGGUCGGCAGGUGCCAGGAACCACCCCGAGUCCCCACGCCUCUGUCCUGGAGUCCAGCAACCCUCAGAGGAGGGUACUGCAGACACCCAAGGGGACCAGGGGCUUGGCAGGAUGGAGGGGUGGAAGGACAGCCCUGAGGAGCCCGGCCCGGAGCCUGGGCUCAGUGAGACCAGGGACGCCUGGGCUCCGAGUCUCCCUGGGCCCCCUGCCACCCUGUCUCAGAGCCCCACCUGGCUGCUGUAUUCCCACCCGGCGGGGCGCAGGGCUCGACUCCACAUGGGAAUCCACCUGAGCCAGUCCCCCCUGGACCCCUACAGCUGGACAGAGCCCUGGGUGAUCUAUGAGGGCCCCAGCGGCUACUCUGACCUGGCAUCCAUCGGGCCCACCCUCAAGGGAGCCCUGACCUUUGCUUGUCUGUAUGAGAGUGGGGCCAGGGUCUCCUACGAGGAGAUCUCCUUCUGCAUGUUCUCCCUUGCUGAGGUCCUGCAGAACGUGCCGGGGCCUGCGCCGCCCAGCCGCCGGGGCAAGCCUCGGGAGCGCUGCCGGCCUUCCCGAUGGGCUCUCUGGCCAGACCCAUUUGUAUGUCCCUAA